This is a messenger RNA of Fonsecaea monophora, 6696 nucleotides long. RefSeq lists its product as hypothetical. The coding region runs from base 1 to 6696 and encodes 2231 amino acids. Gene Ontology annotation, cellular component: cytoskeleton. The transcript has a single exon. NCBI's taxonomy places the organism in Eukaryota, Fungi, Ascomycota, Eurotiomycetes, Chaetothyriales, Herpotrichiellaceae. The record is from RefSeq and is a predicted model, not a curated record.
AUGAACCUCGACGAGCUCAAUCACUUCGAGAGCACCCCUUCUGCCAGUCACCGCAUCGGCAUCUACCCCUACCCUGACUCUCAGGUCUCGUUCCAUCCACUGAAAGCACACAGUCUUUCGUCCACUCCUUCAGAAACCGAUUGGAUCUCUCCUUUCACCCUACCCCCAUUACCGACCCUGCGCCGCGAUCGUGAUCCUCCAGACUAUCGCCAAUCCCCGGAUUAUCUUCGACAGCGGGACGGAAGCGGUGCCUACUACGCAGCUGCUUGGGGUUCACCGUAUGCUACUCCAAGCCCUCGAAGAACCCCUCAGCCUUUCGAUUCUACCGGUCAGCGCCUGAAUAUUGAAGCAGCAGUCCCUUUCGGAAAUUCGAUUGGUCGACCAGCCAUCACCCCUACCCCCAGUGACGACGUUGAUAGCCUCGAGUCGCGUAUUCGACAUCGCCUGCACAGGAGAACUCGUCGAAGUUCGAGAAAGCUGUUGCGAAAUCCACGCUCCGAAAGACCCAAUUGGCUGAGUGACUCUGAAGAAAGCGGAUCGGAGACUGGUGUGGAAGAGGAGGAGAACACGCCAACCCGUGUAGCAUAUCUCGAUAGCUGGGGAGCAUCGCCUGCCGAGUCAGUGGGCCGCCUACCGGUACGACACAGAAGCAGCGAAAGCCUGGCUACAAUUACUCCAUACACCUUCCAUGAUUCCGGAAGGCUGUCAAUAGCGCCAGAACGCCCCCGCAUGCGGCUCUCGCCAUCAGCACAGCACGAAAUGGCUGAGCACGAUUUAGAGAAUACUCCAGCGGUGGAAAAGCCACUCCCAAUUUUACCUCGCCAAACAUCCCAGGUGGUGGCAGAUGAUGCGAAGCCUCCAGAGAGCCCAACUACAGCGGUUCGACCCCGUCCCCCCUCGAUGCAAUCAUUCCAGCGCCCUAAGAAAAAAGUUAUCUGGAAGGGCAAAGCUUGUAUUAUCGCUCUCCCACUCACAGAUCGAGAAGCGGCCGGUCUGCCUCCUGUGCUUACGCCACAACAGGUCAAAGAACGGAUAGAUGGUUGGAUCGCGGCUGGGUAUUCAGUGGAUGGCUUUGGGCUAACCGAUCCGAGUGCCGGGGCUUCGGGGGAGAGCAGUGGCCAGAGUCGUCCGGUGUACCCUGACACGACAGACAUUCACGCAGAGCGAAAACUGCGGGAAUUCCAGGUGCACAUACCUAAUCAGGCAGAAUGGGAAUCGUGGGUCAACUACCUCAAGGAGGAGAAACUUCGAGCAUUGGGUGUCAGUCCGAGUAACUCUGAAGCUGCUCCAUCAACUCGGUCACCCUUCUCUCCUGCAAUGAGUCGCAUCUCUUCAGGUCAUCAAGCCCUUGCGACGUCCCCUCCAAUUGGUCCCUCUUCUUCAUCAGCAAGCAACCCGCUUAGAGCUACAAGCAAUCCCUUCUCCCCGUCGAUAAUGUCGUCUGCUGGGAUCAGUCCUCAGCCUGGAUCUGUCGGCUCUUCACAAUUCAAUGCAUUGCCGAAAAAUAUGCAUGGGUACAAGCCUUCGAUUGCUCAGUCUAAUUUCCAUGGACGAAUCCCAUCCCCAUUGGAAGCUCCUCUAUCUCAUGCGAAUUCCUUCAGCAACGGCGCUCGACCAAACAUUCAACCACUCUCCUCGCGGCAAAACAGUUUCUCCCCCAAUCACCCAUUGCUUCUUCCCAAUAUGGGAGAAGUCCUGUCCCAAAAACAGGCUAUGCAUAUGCGCACGGCAACAGCCAGCUUUGCUGGUGAACCAGGGCGCCCGAACCCAAUGCAACAAAGAGGAUAUUUUCCCAUUCCGCAAAAGACUAUUCAACAUACCCCGAGUCCAACCCUGCCACAGCGGAUAGAGAGUAUGGUGCACACACCUCAGUACAGCGAUCCCUCCCGGACUCCAAUUGAAAUUGCGCAUCCUACUCCGAAGAGCCACCGUCAUAAUCUCAGCAUCGCGUUGCAAAGGGAGAUUGAUGAAGCUGAAGCGGCUCUGCACGAGAAAGGGGAGGGAGGGCUUGAAGACGCAACCCAGGUUGACAUGGCCUCGAGGAAGGACUCAGCUUUGGACGAGUCUCUGAACGAAGAGCCACCGAUAUUGAGACGGCCUGAGACGAUAACCACAGCAGAUGAGAAAUCAGAAAUUGAGACAAAUCCAAGCAUAGCUGCUACGCCCAUGCUGAUGGACGACAAGAAUCCAUUCGUGAACUGGCAAGCAUUGAGUGAUGCAGCGAAAGCUGAACCCAAGGUUUCUCCUGCCGCCGUUCCGACGAGUUCCAAGUUCAAUGUGGAGGCCAAAGAAUUCGACCCACGAGCUGGCUUCUCAAGCUCCAACUUUUCGUUUGCUGGACCCAGUUCAAUACCAUUUGGCCUGCCUACAGCGAAGCCAGCACCUCCUCCCGAGAGAACUGCGGCCCGAGGCAGGUUUUCCUUGUCACAUCUUAAUGCCGACGCCCCUGCUUUCACUCCACGCACGGCUCAAGCACCCAAAAACACUCCUUUCACAUUCAGCUCUGCGACGUUUAAUGUAGAGGCUCCGGUGUUCAAUCCUUCUCAGUCCCCUAGUACCAACUUCCAAGAUAGCGUGACUUCCGCUGGUGAAGGACCGGCGGACCACACGACCAGCAUAUUCGGCAACGUUGUCAUAGACCCAGGCUCCAAGGCGAUGAGGAGAACAAGUAAGGGCAUUCCAACAGCUGGUCCAAAGUCAAAGGACGCUCAAGAGGAAGAUAUCAACAACUUAUCGGACGAUAUGGGUCGGCCCCUGCCCCCUAUAGAUCGGCAAAAGAGAGCGCGAAGGACUGGUAGUGACGGAGAUCGAAGUCCUGUCUAUGCGGAUUCGGCACCGUUCCAUCACAGAAGGAUCCUGUCAGAGAUCGUAGAUGAUGUCGAUGCGAAUGGGCCCAAGCCAGAAACGCCCGAGAAACAUUUCGACGGCUGGGCUUAUAUCCCUGCAGAUGAGAAACAGCUGACCGAUGCUGCGGACACGCCCAACCUUCAAGAACGGACUAGCGAUGCAGGCGGGACGGACUCAACGUUUACUUUCGCGAAUCAAGGCGAGGUUACUUUGUUCAGUGAAGCUCGGCCGCCUCUCGAGACUGAUCAGAUACUAGACUCUGAGCAGACUGCCGAAGCAGAGUCUUCGGAUAACCUCAAGAAGGAAGCAGAAACUCCUGUCAAACCAACGAGUCUGCCAGUAGAGCGCACUCGAAAACAGAAGUCGUCACUUUCGGCACUAGCUACACCCUUCGAAUUCAAUCCGAGAGUCACAAGGUCACUGGCAUCCUCCUCAUUUGCGAUGCCACAGAAGACUCAAGGGCUGGAAGACUCCAAAUACGCAGACACAUCAAGUCCACCUUCUGAUCUCAAGGCUAGUCUUUCUUCGCCUCCCACAGAUAUGCCACACUAUGUUGAGAAGGAUCAUGAAUCAGUACACGAAGCAGAGAGCACGGUCGAAGUUUUCGAGGAGAAGAGCACUGAAGACGAAGUCGUCGAGGUCAUCGAAGAGAAAUCUGCUGGUGACGACUCCGAGCCUCCUCAACGGCGAAAGUACAUUUUGGAACCGGCCAAGGACUUUGAUACCGAGCCUGACACAGAAGCCGAACGAUUUGACAGAAUAGGAUCCUUGUUGCGGCACGAAGACCGCGCUGAGCCAUCCUUUGAAGAAAUUGACGCUGUUAUGAAACACCUUGAAGUUCAUCCAGAACUGGGUGUAGAGCGCAAUGAUACACCUGUUCAGUCGACGCCGCUCGUUGACAUGCGGCCGGGAAGCCACUUCCGAAGCGACGCUCCGAGCCCGAGCCCAUCCAGACACCGGGAGACCAAGGCUGCUCAAAGCGACACCUCGUACCCACCAUCAUAUGGCUUGGGCAUUGGGGUACACAAGUUGAACUCGGGCAGAGAUGAUGUCAGUGAUUGGGGUGACACGAUACCUGCAGCAGAGGCGGCGAAACUACAACUUCGGUCCCAGUUCUUUGAUGGCCACGUCAAUGAUUUGGUGGAUGGGUUGCUUGAGAACCGUCUCGGUCCCCUUGAACGCACUUUGAGGACCAUUCAGCAUUCGCUAGCUCUGAUGGCGACACAGCAGAGUCAGAAAAGUGAUGACCGAGGUCUAUCGGCCAGCCAAAAGGACUCGGACGCUGACGAUGAGGAUGAGUACGAUGCCUAUGAAGGUUUCGCGUCUUACAGAACUCGAUCGCCGACUGCCCGAAGGGGCUCGCGCAAACAAGACCUGAUCCGCGCAGCUGUCGCCGAAGCAUUAGCUGCACAUCAGCCUCCUGUUCUACCACAGCCUUCAAUCGACUUGACAGAGAUAAAUGCCGUCCUGCAGGAGAUGAGAGAGCUCGCUCAGCAGAAUGGCUCUCAGAACACCCAGAACGAGUUAAAGACAAUCAUGGAAGACGUAAUUUCCCAUCAUCCGAGACUCCGGGGCUCAAGGGUUCAGCAAGAACAUGAGGCGGCCGACAUCAAAUACAAACCCCAGAUCGACGGCCUCGAGACAAUGCUGAAGAUCUCUCAAGAGCAUGCAGCCGAGGAAUCUCGCCUCAGACGGACGGCAGAAGAGGAAAUUAACGAGCUGAAACUACGACUACGCAUUGCCGAAGAGGAAGCUGCACAAUAUCGAGAAUCCUCUGAAGAGGCUCAACGCACUCUGGAGGCUUUCGUCGAGGAAAAGGACUCGUAUAGAAACCUUGAGCGCGAACUUGAAGGACUGACUCUCAAAAACACCGCCCUCGAACAUACACUAGAGGAAUACCGUGUCUCGAGUGAUCAGUGGCGAGAAGACAUCCGUACGGAACGUGCAUCUAACAAAGAGCUCAAGCGCACCUUGCAAGAACUUAAUCAUCAAUUGGCAGAUCAGACACAGUCUCGACAAAAUCUUCGAACCAAAGUUGAGCGACUGCAAUCCCAGAUCGCACAAGUUGUGCAAGACCUGCACGCUGAACAACAUGAUUGGCGGAACAAGGAACACGGUCUGCAGAGCAAACUUGCCCUCCUUCAAGACGCACUUGAGCAAGAGCGACGGCACCGGGAGAAGGCUGAACUUGAAUUGGAUACCCUGGACAAAGAACACAAGCAAAACAUGCACAUGAAGACGAUUCUAGACCAGGCUCAGCUGAAUAUUUCGCGGCUUGACGAAUUGGUGGCCUCGCUUCGGGAAGAGAACAGGGCUCUGGAUACCAAAGCUUUCAACCUAGAUCGCGAGUUGGAGCAUGUUAAGAAGAGCAAGGAUGCAGAGCUGGCUACCGCCACAGCCAAACUGAAGGCUGAAUUGGAAAGUGCCUUGACUAAACUUGAGAGCAUCCAGGCCGACUCCAACGCGCAGAUUACGCGAUUACAAGGUCGUCUGGAUCAUGCCGAGUUGGAUCUCGAAGAACAAAAGGCCAAACAUGACGCACUCCUCUCCGAGACCAUUGAGGGGCACAAGGAGGCUCUUCGAGAAGCUAAUGACAAGAAAGAAACUGCUCUGGAGGACCAACACCAAGUUCACGAGAAGAAACUCAACGAACUGCGCGACCGUCACACAAGAGAGCUGCAUAAUUCGUUUGAUACUCGAACGAGGUUGGAACACCAGUUCAAGGAGCGGCUCGGGCUGAGCGAGGACAAGGUGAAGCACCUCGAGAGUAAGGUCACGGAUUUGGAGGAGAGACUGGAAAUAACGAAGUCCGCCGCAAGAGCUGCUGUAGAAGCUGCGACCGCCAAAGGAGUCAAUCUGCCUACGCCCGCUUCAUCCGUCGUCGCAUCGCCACCACAACGUGCGGCAACCGCCUCAAUGUCGUUUGCGAAGGGGUCGGAUGUACCUGACAGAAUCUCGCCGCAAGCCCUUCGGGAGUCGAUCAUGGUGUUACAAGAUCAGUUGCAGAAUCGCGAACAAAAGAUAGAGCAGCUGGAGACUGAGCUUGCCGCUGUGGACAAGGACGCUCCCAACAAGGUCAAGGAGCGCGACACCGAAAUCAGCUGGCUUCGUGAACUUUUGAGCGUGAGGAUCGACGACCUUGAGGAUAUUAUCAACACUGUCUCCAAAGCCGACUUCGAUCGAGAGGCAGUCAGAGAUGCUGCGAUUAGGCUCAAGGCGAAUCUGCAGAUGGAACAGCAACUGAAAGAGCGUGCUGGGGCAGGCGGGUUGACCAGUUCCUUCCCGUCAAUCUCAAGCUUGUCAAGCUAUGCUCAGUCGCCCCGUGCACUUCCCUUGGCGGCGGCAGCGGCAUGGGGCAACUGGCGAAGAGCUCGUGAGACCUCAAUCGGCGCCAUAUCUGAACUAGCCACCAACCUAGGGAGUCAGACACCCUCAAAAUCUGCCGUCGGUAGCCCUGCAAGUUUCUUGUCGGGGAUUAUCACACCACCAGGUACAUCUCAGAAGACACCAAACCAGACACCGAUAUUGCUUCCACCGAGCAUGAGAAGCCCGGCUGCUGGCCCAGUGCAAACUCGCAAAGGAAGUGGACCUGAAGCACGCCCACUGCGGGCCUACGGUUCGCAACCCCGAGCACUUUCGAGCAAGCAGGCAGACAAGCGACCUGAGAGUCUACAAUUACAGUCCGACUCUUCGCCACCCUCACAGCUAAAGAUUGACGUGCCGCGGACUCCGGUUCAGACCAAGCAUGAGGCAAACCUGGAUCUCACAGAAGAUGUGGAUGACGAUGCUUCGCCGUUGGAGGGGAAGAAUACCCAGCAUCUUGGAGAGGAUGAGCUGCUCACUGAAUGA